AUGGGUUACACUGAUCUGGACAAGUUGGCUGUCAACACCAUCCGUGUUCUCGCGGUUGAUGCCGUCUCCAAGGCCAACUCGGGUCACCCCGGUGCCCCGAUGGGCAUGGCCCCUGUGGCCCACGUCCUGUUCAACAAGUUCAUGAGCUUCAACCCCCAGAACCCCGACUGGAUCAACCGUGAUCGUUUCGUUCUCUCGAACGGCCACGGCUGCAUGCUGCAGUAUGCUCUGCUCCAUCUGUUUGGCUACAAGCUCACUAUGGACGACCUGAAGAGCUUCCGUCAAGUCGGAAGCAUCACCCCUGGUCACCCCGAGUCCCACGACACCCCCGGUAUCGAGGUCACCACGGGUCCCCUGGGUCAGGGUUUCUCCAACGCCGUCGGUCUGGCCAUCGCGCAGGCCCACACCGCUGCUGUCUACAACAAGCCCGGCUACGAUCUGAUCAACAACUACACCUACACCUUUUUCGGUGAUGGCUGCGCCAUGGAGGGCAUUGCCAGCGAAGCCGCUAGCAUGGCUGGCCACCUGCAGCUGGGCAACCUGAUCGCCAUCUAUGACGACAAUGGCAUUUCUAUUGACGGCGACACCAAGUGCGCCUUCACCGAGGAUGUGAUGAAGCGCUUCGAGGCCUACGGCUGGCAUGUCGAGCACGUGAAGGAUGGUGACCACGACCUCCAGGGCAUCGAGGAUGCUAUCCGCAAGUGCCAGCAGGUCAAGGACAAGCCUUCCGUCAUCAAGCUGACCACCACCAUCGGUUUCGGUUCCAAGCUGCAGGGCACCGGCGGUGCCGAUGACGUUGAGAGCGUGAAGAAGGCCUUUGGCUUCGACCCAUCCCAGAGCUUCGUCGUGCCCCAGCAGGUGUACGACCUGUACCACAAGCACGCCGCCGAGGGUGCCGCCAAGGAGCAGGAGUGGAACCAGCUCUUCGAGAAGUACCAGGCCGAGCACAAGUCUGAGGGUGCCGAUCUGGCUCGCCGCCUGGCCGGCAAGCUGCCCGAGGGCUGGGAGAAGAGCCUCCCCACCUACAAGCCGACCGACCCUGCCAUCGCCUCGCGCAAGCUUUCGGAGGCCGUCCUGGAGAAGAUCCACUCGGUCAUCCCCGAGCUGCUGUCCGGCUCGGCUGAUCUGACUGGCUCCAACAACACCCGCUGGAAGAACGCCGUCGACUUCCAGCCCCCCAACCUGGGCCUUGGCGACUGGUCCGGCCGCUACAUCCGCUACGGUGUGCGGGAGCACGCCAUGGCCGCUGUCAUGAACGGUCUCGCCGCUUACGGCACUAUCAUUCCCGCUGGCGGUACCUUCCUGAACUUCGUGUCGUACGCCGCCGGUGCCGUGCGCCUGUCGGCUCUCUCGCGCGUCCGCACCAUCUACGUCGCCACUCACGACUCCAUCGGUCUGGGUGAGGAUGGCCCAACCCACCAGCCUAUCGAGACUCUGGCUCACUUCCGUGCUCUGCCCAACUGCAUGGUCUGGCGUCCCGCCGACGGCAACGAGACCAGCGCCGCCUAUUACUCUGCUCUGACUGCCAAGCACACUCCCACUAUCCUGGCUCUGACCCGUCAGAACCUGCCCCAGCUGGAGAACUCGACCAUCGAGAACGCCCUGAGGGGUGGUUACGUCGCGGUCGAGACCCCCAACGCGGCCGUGACCAUCAUCUCGACCGGUUCGGAGGUCGGCAUCUGUGUUGACGCCGCCACCUACCUGAAGGAGAAGCACGGCGUCGCUGCCCGCGUGGUUUCCGUUCCUUGCUUCGAGGUGUUCGACGCCCAGGACAAGGCCUACCGCCUGCAGGUGCUGCCGGAUGGCAUUCCCGUGCUGUCGGUCGAGGUGUGCUCGACCAUGGGCUGGGAGCGUUAUGCGCACGAGCAGUUCGGUUUGAACCGCUUCGGUGCCUCCGGUCCGUACAAGGAGGUGUACGCCAAGUUCGAGUUCACACCCGAGGGCAUCAGCAAGCGUGCCAUUGCCACCAUCGACUUCUACAAGGGCGCUACCGUGCGCUCGCCCAUCAACCGGGCCUUCCAGCAGAUCCUGUAA
Molecule: messenger RNA, 2034 nt
Organism: Penicillium riverlandense
Lineage: Eukaryota; Fungi; Ascomycota; Eurotiomycetes; Eurotiales; Aspergillaceae
Gene: tktA
Product: transketolase tktA
Exons: 6
Coding region: 1-2034 (677 amino acids)
Biological process (GO): pentose-phosphate shunt
Cellular component (GO): cytosol
Molecular function (GO): transketolase activity
Source: RefSeq, a predicted model, not a curated record